AUGGCAGCUUUUCUGUCAUUCAUCCUGGCCUGGUUUGAAGAAGGAGAGGAGACCACGACAGCAUUCGUGGAGCCCAUCGUCAUUAUUAUGAUCCUGAUCGCCAACGCCGUGGUGGGUGUGUGGCAGGAGAGAAACGCUGAGAGUGCCAUCGAAGCCUUGAAGGAGUAUGAGCCCGAGAUGGGGAAGGUGAUCCGUGCCGACCGCAGCGGAGUGCAGCGGAUCCGCGCCCGGGACAUUGUCCCCGGGGACAUCGUGGAGGUGGCAGUUGGCGACAAGGUGCCAGCGGACAUCCGGAUCAUCGAAAUCCGGUCCACCACCCUGCGGGUCGACCAGUCCAUCCUCACAGGGGAGUCUGUGUCGGUGAUCAAACAUGCUGACCCCAUCCCCGACCCCCGGGCUGUCAACCAGGACAAGAAGAACAUGCUUUUCUCCGGCACCAACAUCGCAGCUGGGAAGGCCGUAGGGGUUGUCAUUGCAACAGGGGUGUACACCGAGAUUGGGAAGAUCCGAAACCAGAUGGUGGAGACAGAGCCCGAGAAGACCCCCUUGCAGCAGAAGCUGGACGAGUUCAGCCAGCAGCUCUCCAAAGUGAUUUUCCUAGUGUGCAUCGCCGUCUGGGUCAUCAAUGUCAGCCACUUCAGCGACCCUGUCCACGGGGGCUCCUGGUUUCGGGGGGCCAUCUACUAUUUCAAGAUUUCGGUGGCACUGGCGGUGGCUGCCAUUCCCGAGGGCCUCCCGGCCGUCAUCACCACCUGCCUGGCGCUGGGCACGCGCCGCAUGGCCAAGAAGAAUGCCAUCGUCCGGAGCCUGCCCUCGGUGGAAACCCUGGGCUGCACCUCCGUCAUCUGCUCUGACAAGACCGGCACACUCACCACCAACCAGAUGUCCGUCUGCCGGAUGUUCAUUAUGGAGAAGGUGGAGGGCACCCAGUGCAGCCUGCACGAGUUCAGCAUCACCGGCUCCACCUACACCCCCGAGGGACAGAUUCUGAAGGACAAGCAGCCGGUGCAGUGCGGGCAGUACGACGGGCUGGUGGAGCUGGCCACCAUCUGCGCCCUCUGCAACGACUCCUCGCUGGACUACAACGAGUCCAAAAAAGUCUACGAGAAGGUGGGGGAGGCCACUGAAACAGCCCUGACGUGCCUGGUGGAGAAGAUGAACGUCUUCAACACUGACACCAGCAAACUGUCCAAGGUGGAGCGAGCCAACGCCUGCAAUUCAGUGAUCAAGCAGCUGAUGAGGAAGGAAUGCACCCUGGAGUUCUCCCGCGACCGCAAGUCCAUGUCGGUGUACUGCACGCCCACCAGCCCUGGCCACAACUCCGCCGGCAGCAAGAUGUUUGUCAAGGGUGCUCCAGAAAGUGUGAUUGAGCGCUGCACCCACAUCCGUGUGGGCACUGCCAGAGUCCCGCUGACGGCCCCGGUGCGAGAGAAGAUCCUGGCCAGGAUCCGGGACUGGGGCAUGGGCAUUGACACGCUGCGCUGCCUGGCCCUGGCCACCCACGAUGCGCCUGUCCGCAGGGAGACCAUGCAGCUGCAUGACUCUGCUGCCUUCAUCCACUACGAGACCAACCUGACCUUCGUGGGCUGCGUGGGGAUGCUGGACCCUCCCCGCAAGGAGGUCACCUCCUCCAUUGAGAUGUGCCGCAAGGCCGGCAUCCGCGUCAUCAUGAUCACUGGCGACAACAAGGGCACGGCGGUGGCCAUCUGCCGCAGGAUCGGCAUCUUCUCGGAGAGCGAGGAUGUGGCUGGCAAAGCCUACACGGGCCGGGAGUUUGAUGAGCUGCCCCCCGAGGAGCAGCGGCAGGCGUGCCUGGUGCUCUCCGAUGACAACUUCUCCACCAUCGUGUCGGCCGUUGAGGAGGGCAGGGCCAUUUACAACAACAUGAAGCAGUUCAUCCGCUAUCUCAUCUCCUCCAACGUCGGGGAGGUCGUUUGCAUCUUCCUGACGGCCAUCCUGGGCUUGCCCGAGGCCCUCAUCCCCGUGCAGCUGCUGUGGGUGAACCUGGUGACAGAUGGGCUGCCGGCCACUGCACUGGGCUUCAACCCCCCCGACCUGGACAUUAUGGACAAGCUGCCCCGCAACCCCAAGGAGCCCCUCAUCAGCGGCUGGCUCUUCUUCCGCUACCUGGCCAUCGGAGUGUACGUCGGCCUGGCCACGGUGGGCGCAGCAACCUGGUGGUUCUUGUACGACGCCGAGGGACCGCAGGUCUCCUUCCAUCAGCUGAGGAACUUCAUGAGGUGCACCAAGGACAACCCCAUCUUUGAAGGAAUCGACUGCGAGAUCUUUGAGUCCCGAUACCCGACCACAAUGGCUCUGUCUGUGCUGGUGACAAUCGAAAUGUGCAACGCUCUAAACAGUGUCUCUGAGAACCAGUCGCUGCUGCGGAUGCCACCAUGGCUCAACAUCUGGCUGCUGGGGGCCAUUGUCAUGUCCAUGGCUCUGCACUUCCUCAUCCUCUACGUCAAGCCUAUGCCUCUCAUCUUCCAGGUAACCCCCCUGAGCUGGCCGCAGUGGGUGGUUGUAAUGAAAAUCUCCCUGCCCGUUAUCUUGCUGGACGAAGGACUCAAGUACCUUUCCCGCAACCACCUGGACGGCAUUCUCAGGACGGUAGGACACAUGUGGAGCGGGGAGCACCAGUUGAAAACCUGCAGGACUCCAGAGCAAGGGAGAAGAGGACAAGAAAUGAAUGACACAAAGGAAACGCUCCUAACUAAAGGAUCCCUAACUUGUAACUCGGACUGA
Messenger RNA from Pygoscelis adeliae (Adelie penguin), 2745 nucleotides. RefSeq names its product sarcoplasmic/endoplasmic reticulum calcium ATPase 3. The transcript is spliced from 20 exons. Gene Ontology annotation, cellular component: membrane. Gene Ontology annotation, biological process: intracellular calcium ion homeostasis; calcium ion transmembrane transport. Gene Ontology annotation, molecular function: ATP binding; P-type calcium transporter activity; ATP hydrolysis activity. Lineage: Eukaryota; Metazoa; Chordata; Aves; Sphenisciformes; Spheniscidae. The record is from RefSeq and is a predicted model, not a curated record. Bases 1 to 2745 code for a protein of 914 amino acids.